AUGUCGAUGCCAUCUGGUGUCUCGAUAGCAGAAGAAUGCCUCACAGCCUUCAGCACCCUCCGUUCGCGACGCGGAACCAGCAAGCCCAUAUUCAUCAUCUACAAGAUCACAGAUGACCGGAGCACCGUCGUUGUCGAGGAGUCAUCAUCGGAACAGGACUACGAGGUCUUCCUUCAGAAGCUCUAUUCCGCCGGAGGUCCUCGAUAUGCAGUUUACGAUGUGGAGUUUGACCUUCGGGAGGAUGGGAAGAGAUGCAGGACAGUUUUCAUUAGUUGGGUUCCUAAUGAUACACCUGUUAAGCUUUGUAUGAUCUAUGCAAGCACCAAGGAACAGUUGAAGAAUGCUUUAGACGUAAAGCUUUCUAUUCACGCCGAUAGCUUGGAUGAGGUUGAAUGGAAGACCAUGCUAAGUGUGGCUAGCGGAGGCAAGUGUCUAUGA
This is a messenger RNA of Aspergillus chevalieri, 438 nucleotides long. Its product is annotated as actin-binding ADF family protein. Gene Ontology annotation, cellular component: cytoplasm; actin cytoskeleton; actin cortical patch. The record is from RefSeq and is a predicted model, not a curated record. NCBI's taxonomy places the organism in Eukaryota, Fungi, Ascomycota, Eurotiomycetes, Eurotiales, Aspergillaceae. Gene Ontology annotation, molecular function: actin filament binding. Gene Ontology annotation, biological process: actin filament depolymerization; cell motility; actin filament severing. The transcript has 4 exons. Bases 1 to 438 code for a protein of 145 amino acids.